Messenger RNA from Phialemonium atrogriseum, 596 nucleotides. RefSeq lists its product as uncharacterized. The transcript has a single exon. NCBI's taxonomy places the organism in Eukaryota, Fungi, Ascomycota, Sordariomycetes, Cephalothecales, Cephalothecaceae. The record is from RefSeq and is a predicted model, not a curated record. The coding region runs from base 152 to 478 and encodes 108 amino acids.
GCCGUGCUCGUGGCUGCCAAGUCGUUGUCCAGUAAGUUGACCGAUUCACCGAAAAUGCUCAUCUCGGCGGCUGAUAGCGCCAUCUUUGCGACACGGUGUUGGACGAGAUUGGCGGCGUUGCCGAGUUGGAAGCAACAGCUUGGCCUGAUAAAUGAUAAACAAAGGCAGCGUGACAGUCGGAGCAUGGCUUGCAUAUUUCUGGGCAAUAAUCGGCAAACCGGGAGUUGAAACAUUGACGUCGCAUGGCAUCCCACGUUAUCGCCAUAUCACUUCAUUAAGGUGCCAUGGCAUGGUGUUGGUAUUUCGCCGCCACCUGAUUCGCCAGCCCGUACCGUUCCGAUGCAAUGGCUGCCCCGUCCGGAUCGACAGUAUUGGCUUUGGGGGCUUUCCAAGCUGGGUGCAUAUCAAAGUAUCGCAUCCUUCGUGCAUGCGACAGGCCAUAUAUCAAGGGGCUGAGGGCAUAGUUGCCGAGGCCUGACACGUUCAGGGCUCUGUACAGCGAGCUGAAAAUCUGGCGACAUCUGGGAUUGAGCACGUCUUGGAUUCGGGCGAUAAGAAUCGCGAGAUUGGUGGGGUCUGGAUAUGGGCAGUGGAGC